Messenger RNA from Quercus robur (English oak), 1610 nucleotides. RefSeq lists its product as uncharacterized. The transcript is spliced from 7 exons. Bases 332 to 1354 code for a protein of 340 amino acids. The record is from RefSeq and is a predicted model, not a curated record. Lineage: Eukaryota; Viridiplantae; Streptophyta; Magnoliopsida; Fagales; Fagaceae. Gene Ontology annotation, molecular function: protein binding.
UUUCCCUGUUCUCAUUUUCACCCAAUAAUCUCUCUCUCUCUCUCUCUCCCCAAUAUUUUCCAUUUCCUCAAAAAUCAAAAACUCAGUUCGAAAAUUUUCGAAUUUGCUGAACCCCCCCAAAAAAAAAACCAGAAAAUCAAGGAAGUGCAAUAUUUUCUGAGCAAAGCCAAAAUAAUAUUUGGGUUUACAGUGAGUGCGCGAGAAAAUUAGGGUUUCUGUGUGGUUGGGUCAAAAUCGGUGAUGCUUCGCGAGACUGUUCGAUUCGAUACGUAUUGGAUUUGGAGGAGCCAGAGUAGCUGAUUGAUUGAAACUAGGGUUUCGGAUUCUGAGUAUGGCCGAAGCUCGUGGUGGCCGAGUCACCAUCACUCUUGGGCGUAGUGGCCAGGUAGUAAAGCGGGCUACUCAAUUAUCGGGUGUUUCGAAUGCUGAUUCUGUGGCCGCGGCUGGGGCUAAGCGGUCUGUGAGAGAUAGAUUAGGAAGUAAUGCAGAUAGUUCUGUGUCACAUCGAAGUGAACUUAACAACAAACGACAACGAUCAGAUAUUAGUUCACCAAGUUUAAGUGCUAAUGGUUCGAAUGGUAAUGUGCGCAUUGGUAGAGAUGACCUCCGAUAUAAACUCAUGCAAAAAAAUGCAUUUAGACGAGUUCAGAGUGAUGAUGAUCAGAACCGUGGUGACCUUCGCGAGAAGCUGUCAAAGGCAGUUCGACCCCCAGCACCUAUUGUUGAUUCAAGGCAGCGCCUGCCUGAACCAAAAGACACGGGUUUCUUGGGGCGAAUUCCCCCUACAAGAAGUGCAGAUGAUUUGCCUCGGAUGGACUCAGUGAGAAGUUCUUAUUCUACUUGGACGUUGGAUCAUUUAAGACGAAGAUCGCCUGAUAGAGUUGUUGGUAUGGGUGCUUCUAGGGACCACUCCCCGCCUAGGAACAUGGAAGAACAACAUAGAAGGCCAUUGAACAGGACACAUGAUUCAAGAUCAGUUCCAUAUAUGAGCAAAGAAGUUUUUGAUACUUCAGGACCUAUGAGUACCACACCUUUCAUGGCAAAACCUGCAGUACCUCCAAUACCUGCCAAGCCUGUGCCACCUCCUCUCGGACAGCUUCCUCCACCACAUCCACCACUAACCAGCCUUGCACAAAAGAGUUCGUAUAUGGGUGAUGAACAGCAGCAAACUGUUGAUGGCUUGUUACAGUCACUGGGAUUGGGAAAAUAUGUCAUUCUUUUCAAGGCUGAGGAAGUGGAUAUGACUGCAUUGAAGCAGAUGGGGGAACAUGACCUCAAAGAACUGGGGAUCCCUAUGGGGCCUAGAAAAAAGAUUCUCCUUGCUCUUGCACCUCGAUCUAAACGGCAACCAUGACAGUGAGUGUUUCAAAGCAAAAUUGAUUGGAAUCCUCUGUUCGUUUUUGCAAUGGGGAGCAAUUAUCAAGAGUAUUUUACAUGAAAUGAAUAUUGUGUACCUACUCAAAUUGGGUGUGAAAGCGGCCUAUGAAUCAGGUCUCACAUUUUUGCAUGGAAAGAAUUCCUCUGUGAAAUGAUAUUAAUAGAUCUUGCAGAAAAUUUAAGAUGCAGUUUUGUUUUUUUGUUUACCAUUUUUAUUAAUUGCGUUUGGUUUC